Helianthus annuus (common sunflower) is the source of this 1191-nucleotide messenger RNA. RefSeq names its product probable 2-oxoglutarate-dependent dioxygenase AOP1. The record is from RefSeq and is a predicted model, not a curated record. The transcript is spliced from 3 exons. Lineage: Eukaryota; Viridiplantae; Streptophyta; Magnoliopsida; Asterales; Asteraceae. The coding region runs from base 34 to 978 and encodes 314 amino acids. Gene Ontology annotation, molecular function: dioxygenase activity.
UUGUAAACUCACAAGUGUUUAAACCUAACAAUUAUGGGUUCAGAAACUCCACUUAAACUUCCUUUCAUCGAUUUCACAAAUUUAGACCAAAACACAAAGAAUGAUGAUUGGAAUUCAACGAAAACACAAGUCCACCGAGCCCUUGAAGAAUUUGGUUGCUUCGAAGCAACCUUUGCCAACAUCCCAACGGAUCUCCAAACGUCUGUGUUUGAUUCAUUGCAGGAACUUUUUGAUCUUCCUUUGCAAACCAAACUCAAAAACCGUUCGACGAAGCCCUUUCAUGGGUACGUCGGUCAAUACCCGAUGGUGCCACUGUACGAGAGCAUGGGCAUUGACGACGCACCCAUUCCUGAUAAGGCUGAAAGCUUCACCAAGAUAUUGUGGCCGGAAGGCAACCCCAAAUUUAGCAAACCUAUACAAGAGUUCUCAGAGAAACUAUCGAAACUGGACCAAAUGGUGAGAAUAAUGAUCUUGGAGAGUUUGGGAUUAGAGAAAUACAUGGACGAACAUAUGGGUUCAACAAAUUAUUUACUUCGGGUCAUGAAAUACAAAGGACCCGAAACAAACGACUCCAAACUCGGACUCAAUUCUCAUACAGACAAGAACAUAGUCACAAUUUUACAUCAAAAUCAAGUUGAUGGAUUGGAGGUGCAAACCAAAUCUGGAAACUGGAUCAAAGUUCAACCAUCACCUAAUUCCUUCAUUGUCAUGAUUGGUGAUUCCCUCUAUGCAUGGACGAAUGGGCGAUUGCAUUCGCCGUAUCAUCAGGUGAUGAUGAGUGGGGACAAAGCAAGGUAUUCUCUUGGAUUGUUUUCAAUACCGAAAGCUGGGUAUGUGGUUAAAGCCCCACCGGAGGUUGUGGAUGAAGAACACCCAUUAAUCUUCAAGCCGUUUGAUCAUGUUGAGUUCCUUCAGUUUUACUACACUGAGGCUGGUCAACGAGCCCAGUCUGCUCUCAAGACUUAUUGUGGUGUCUAAAAAUCCUACAUCAGAUCACUUGUUUUUCUGUUGCUUUUCCCUUGUUGUAUGCUCUUCAAUUCAAGUGUCUCGUAUGUGUUUGUUACUGUGUCGUCAAGGUCCUAGAGUUAUUUUACUUCUGUAAUUAUGAAAAGAAUGGCAAGAUGCCAUUCUCUAUUGGCUGGAAUACAAUCUUGUUAAUUAAUCAAAAAGUUUAUUUAAAUUUAUAACAUA